This is a messenger RNA of Chlorocebus sabaeus (green monkey), 10957 nucleotides long. The record is from RefSeq and is a predicted model, not a curated record. Lineage: Eukaryota; Metazoa; Chordata; Mammalia; Primates; Cercopithecidae.
CCUGGCUGGUCUCAAACUCCUGGGCUCAACCAGUGCUCCCACCUUAGCUUCCCAAAGUGUUUGGGAUUUCAGGCGUGAGCCACCAUGUCCCGCGCUUUACUUAUUAAGUCAAGAAUUUUCACCUUUUCACUUAAAGGAAGCACUCAAUGGCUUCUCUUUGGCAUAUCCAAAUUGCCAGCAUAACUAUUCUUGCAUUUUGGGGCCCUAAUGAAGUAAACUAAAGGCUACUUGAACACUAGCACUGUAAUACCCAGACAGUUAAACUGAUCACCAUGAGGGCUACUAAGUGGCUAAUGGGCAGGUAGCAUGUACAGUGAGAACACACUGGAUAAAGGCAUGAUUCAUGUUUUGGGCAGGCCAGAGCUGGGCAGCAUGAGAUUUCAUCACAGUAUUCAGAACAGUGUGCAAUUGAAAACUUAACAAUUGCUUAUUUCUUGAAUUGUCCAUUUAAUAUUGUUGGACCUCAGUUGACUGUGGGCAACUAAAACCACAGAAAGCAAAACUGCAGGUAAGGGGGACUAGUAUGCUUAUAAUACAAAGUGAAUUACACUGUGGCCCAAAGAAAGAUUUAAAACAAAGUGGUAUAAAGUAUUAUAAAUUAGAGUAAUCAGUCUUGUAAAGAUGUCUUAGAGUAAGCAGGUAGUAUUUGAAAUGAGCUUUGACCAUAAAGCUGAAAAUGAGAUGGGACACCCCUGGUAAGGGUUUAAUGUUACCUAAGAUAGAGAGAGAGAAAAUCCAAACCUUUAAAAUAAAACAACUUGGCAGAAAUAGAGGAUGUUGCACCUAUAAUUGUAGUGAGAGAGAAAAUGGAAGAGUUCAAUGUAGCUUUUGGAUCAUAUCCGGGUGUAAGGAGGUUGUGCUUGAUUCCAUGGGAGGUAAUGGUUUUUGAAGAGGGAAAUGUGUCAUCAAGCUCACUUUUGAGACAAAUUGAUUCAUCUGUCAUAUAUUAGAUAAACAGAAUGGAGGUGAGAACAGAAGGAGGGAGAACAGUUAACAACUCAUUAACAAGUGUCCUAAGUGACAAAUAGUGAAGGCUUUGACUAAGAUAGUAAGAAUGAACUAGAAAGGAGGGUCUGGUAUGAGAGACAUUGUGUUCAAGCAGAAUCCACAUGAUUUAGCAACUGAUUUAGGAAGGGAGAGAGGGGCCCAUAGUGACUGCUUUCCUGCUUGGAUGACUAGAAUAAUGUGGUUUCAGAAUAGAAACAGGAAAUUGGACAGAUGAUGUAUCCUUGUCUUUAACUGAAUGGAUUUAAGAUGCUGGAAGAAUUUUGAGGGUGACUGUUUCAAACUAGUGUUUCAAAAUGAGGUGGGACAUUCCUGAGGGAGAUAGAGAAAGAUAUUUGGGAGUUUUAGUCUAAAACAAUCUCAAAAUGGGAGAGGGGAGACUUUGUAGCUCAUUUUGUCCUAUGGACUCAUCUUACUUGAGUUUCACCCCUUUCCUUGUAUCUGCCAAAUGUUUUUCUAUCUUGAUUUGAACUUUGAGUCUAUGGAGGCUAAACCCGUGGCCCCCUGGAGGUUACGUCUAAAUUGCUGACGUGAGGCAAAUUGAUUAGUAGGAUAAAUGGCAUACAAAUGUAUUUAACUUGUAUAUACGGGAGCCUUCAGAAUGAAGACCCUAAGACACAGGGGAAAUUGUCUAUUUUUCUGCUUAGAUUCUACAAAGUAUAGACAGCCCUGUAGAAAUAUGAUUGGACAAAAAUGAUAUGAUCUAGUGCUGAUAGACUGAGUGGGGAAACCCAGCAAAGCCCAUCUAUCUAGAUUCUUCUUGGUCUGUCUGUGCAUGUAUUUGUUCCUUGCGGGUAUGGAUCAGGACCCUUUCUGGAAUGGGGUCUUAGGACCUAUAGUCAAACAAGGUAAGUGAGAUCAUUUCUUUAUGGCCAGUUUGUUCACAGAUAGGACAGAGGGAAAGUUAGAGUAAUAUCUUUAAGUUUAUGAGUGGCUUUGGGACAAAAGGGGUUCUGGCUUCUAUGACCUGCCUUGGGGAAGAGGGAUUCUAGUUUCUAUGGCCAGCCUCCGUGGAGAAUGGGAUGGAGAGAUAGGAGCGCUGGAGGAGGUCAAAGAAAAACUUUUGCUUCUGAAGCUGUUUUUGAGGUUUUCAUUUUGGGGCAUUGUUUUCUGAGCCCUAACAAGUCUAUGACAUCCUGAGGCAGGCAUUUCUGUUUGCACCAUUCAGUUUGCAAUUUCUUCUUUAUUCUGCGUUCUCUAAAGUUCUUUCCCUUUGAACCUAGUUCUACAUCUUGGGACCCUAGAGCAUUUGUAGUUCUGUCUCACAGACGCUCUUCUGAUGUUUUAAGAAAGCUAUAAAGUCCCUCUUUAGCCUCCUUUUCCGAUAAUGCAGGGAGUGUAAAUGGUGCUCAGAGGCAGUAUAAUAUCUUCAUGCCCUCUUUUGCUAUGCUCCCUGCUAGAAUUUUCCCAGAUAUAAAUAAAUUCAUAGAAAACUACAAACAACUUGCAAUGGUUCUAGGCUCAAUUAAUCUAACAUUCGAAAUUGAAAUAAAAAUCCUUCACAGAAAUCAAUAGGGUUUCACUGUAGAUAAAUGCCUGAGGGCACAUGUCCACCUCUGUCACCUCUCCCGCUUCCAAUGCUCCUUUAUUCUUUUAUAGGCUAAACAUCUCUACUUGGCAUGAUGGUUCAUGUGACAGUUUCCAGUCAUAUCACUGUCUUUGGUCUCAGUAGCAUGGAGAAAAACAAGACCAGCUCCUCCCUUGGUCUACAUAAUGUGAUUAUAUAUAUACACUAAAUCAGUUGUGUGUUUGGAUACACACCCUGUCUGGCUCAUAGACACACUGCCACCAAUGCCUGUUAAUCAUCUGCAGCUGGCUGUGUAACCAAGUGGAAGUUUACCCUUCGUUGCUAUUAUAUUUCGCCUUACUAUCCAUUAGGUCCUCAGACAACAUCAUUUUGUUCAAUGUUGUUUCAUUAUAACACUGAUGAGAAAAAAAGUCAAUCCCCAGCCAGGACCACUGUCUAUGUGGAAUUUGCACUUCUCUGAAUGUCUGAAUGAGUUUUCUCCGGGCACUCUGUUUUCCUCCCACAUCCAAGACCUGUGCAUGUUCAGUUCAUUGGUGUGUCUGAGUGGUUCCAGUCUGAGUGAGUGUGUGUGUGCGUGUGCACACCCAGUGAUGGGCUGGCAUCUUGGUCACAGUAGAUUUCUACAUGGCACCCCGAGCUGCUGGGAUAGGCUCCAACCACUCGUGACUCAGAACUUGGAUAAGCAGAAACUCCACUUACUGUAUGAAAGUAUCCAUCUCGCUAACAGUGGGUGAAAAUGACACUGGACUCUGCUAUAAUUCCAAGAUGAAGUAUUUUGAAAAAGCUGAACUUAGCAAAAGCAAGGAAAUUUCGUGCCGUGACAUAGAGGAUUUUCUACUGCCAACCAGAGAACCUGAAAUCCUUUGGUAUAAGGAAUGCAGGACAAAAACAUGGAGGCCAAGUAUUGUAUUCAAAAGAGAUACUCUGCUUAUAAGAGAAGUCAGAGAAGAUGACAUUGGAAAUUAUACCUGUGAAUUAAAAUAUGGAGGUUUCAUUGUGAGAAGAACUACUGAAUUAACUGUUACAGCCCCUCUGACUGAUAAGCCACCCAAGCUUUUGUAUCCUAUGGAAAGUAAACUGACAAUUCAGGAGACCCAGCUGGGUGACUCUGCUAAUCUAACCUGCAGAGCUUUCUUUGGGUACAGCGGAGAUGUCAGUCCUUUAAUUUACUGGAUGAAAGGAGAAAAGUUUAUUGAAGAUCUGGAUGAAAAUCGAGUUUGGGAAAGUGACGUUAGAAUUCUGAAGGAGCAUCUCGGGGAACAGGAAGUUUCCAUCUCAUUAAUUGUGGACUCUGUGGAAGAAGGUGACUUGGGAAAUUACUCCUGUUAUGUUGAAAAUGGAAAUGGACGUCGACACGCCAGUGUUCUCCUUCAUAAACGAGAGCUAAUGUACACAGUGGAACUUGCUGGAGGGCUUGGUGCUAUUCUCUUGCUGCUUGUGUGUUUGGUGACCAUCUACAAGUGUUACAAGAUAGAAAUUAUGCUCUUCUACAGGAAUCAUUUUGGAGCUGAAGAGCUGGAUGGAGACAAUAAAGAUUAUGAUGCAUACUUAUCAUACACCAAAGUGGAUCCUGACCAGUGGAAUCAAGAGACUGGGGAAGAAGAACGUUUUGCCCUUGAAAUCCUACCUGAUAUGCUUGAAAAGCAUUAUGGAUACAAGUUGUUUAUACCAGAUAGAGAUUUAAUCCCAACUGGAACCUACAUUGAAGAUGUGGCAAGAUGUGUAGAUCAAAGCAAGCGGCUGAUUAUUGUCAUGACCCCAAAUUACGUAGUUAGAAGGGGCUGGAGCAUCUUUGAGCUGGAAACCAGACUUCGAAAUAUGCUUGUGACUGGAGAAAUUAAAGUGAUUCUAAUUGAAUGCAGUGAACUGAGAGGAAUUAUGAACUACCAGGAGGUGGAGGCCCUCAAGCACACCAUCAAGCUUCUGACGGUCAUUAAAUGGCAUGGACCAAAAUGCAACAAGUUGAACUCUAAGUUCUGGAAACGUUUACAGUACGAAAUGCCUUUUAAGAGGAUAGAACCCAUGACACAUGAGCAGGCUUUAGAUGUCAGUGAGCAAGGGCCUUUUGGGGAGCUGCAGACUGUCUCGGCCAUUUCCAUGGCCGCGGCCACCUCCACCGCUCUAGCCACUGCCCAUCCAGAUCUCCGUUCUACCUUUCACAACACGUACCAUUCACAAAUGCGUCAGAAACACUACUACCGAAGCUAUGAGUAUGACGUACCUCCUACCGGCACCCUGCCUCUUACCUCCAUAGGCAAUCAGCAUACCUACUGUAACAUCCCUAUGACACUCAUCAACGGGCAGCGGCCACAGACAAAAUCGAGCAGAGAGCAGAAUCCAGAUGAGGCCCACACAAACAGUGCCAUCCUGCCGCUGUUGCCAAGGGAGACCAGUAUAUCCAGUGUGAUUUGGUGACAGAAAAGCAAGGGGCAUCCCGUCCCUGGGAGCUUGAGUGGAAUCUGCAGUCCAGUGCCUGGAACUAAAUCCUCGACUGCUGCUGUUAAAAAAACAUGCAUUACAAUCUCUAGAACACGAGGAAAAACAGGGUCUUGUACAUAUGUUUUUUGGAAUUUCUUUGUAGCAUCAGUGUCCUCCUGUUUUACCAUGUCUUUUACCAUUACAUUUUUUGACUUUGUUUUAUAUGUCGUUGGAAUUUGUAAAUUUACAUUUUUUUUAAAGAAGAGACUGAUGUGUAGAUAGAAAACCCUUUUUUUGCUUCAUUAGUUUAGUUUUAGAAUGGGUUUUUAUUUUAUUUCCUUUUUUAAAGUUUUACUUUGCUUUUAACAUUUCCUUGGGGUGCUUGGACAAAUCUAUCCAAUGGGACAAGGAGCACCGGAUUCUUUCUCGGGUUCUGCCUAGGAUCAACUGGGCCACAUCGGCCUUCAGAGAACAAUGCAACAAAUGCCAGCAUUGCCAUUUGGGGGAAAAAAAAAAAAAAAAAAAGAUGAGAAGAACACUUGUUCAUAAGAGGGCCCCACCAGUCAGAGCCCUGAAUCUCUUCCUUGUCCCACCUCAUUCCCCACCUCUACCUUUCUAACGGCAGCAUGAUGUGUAAACUCUGUGGAGGGGUGGGGGCGGGUCUAACUGUCUUAACAUUUAAGUCACUGCUCUUCAGAAUACACUCUAGACCCAAAGGUGUGCUAAUCACUUCACAGUGACCACUACAGAGUGCUAAGAAGAGAAGAUCAAGGGCAUGAAAUUGGGGAAGAGUGUUAUUUCCGUUUUUUAAAUGAGUUGAUGUACCCUUAUAUAUAUAUACAUAUAUAUAUAAAUAUAAAUAUAUAUAAAAACAACAAAACAAAACAAAAAAAAGAAAAAAAAAACAAAAAAAAAACAAAAAAAAAAAAUUCAAGCCCUAUAUUUGAUCACUUCCUGGAAAGGCAUGAAUGUGUUUGUGGCUGUUUUUGUUUAAUAUUCUACUUCCUCUUUUCCCUCUAUAAUUUCUCUGCAAAUGAGAUUAUGUGCAAAUGCCAGGCAAGUCAAUUCAAAAGAGUGAAUCAACGCAAGUCAAAAUGAAAUUUACACUGAAGGCUUCCAAACCAAAGGGAAGGACAGGAUGUGUCAUCAAAUGUUUUGUCACCUUGUAUUAUACAAAAUGUUAUUUUCUGAAGAGUCAGAGAAAAUCUGUGAAACUUAUUGUGCGACCCCCUUGUAAUUAAAUGUUAACUCGCUUGUAUUUAAUUUUCAACACUACAUUAAGAAUUAAGUGGUUUCAGUUUGUGGACAUAAGCAAAACUUAUUAAUAUCAAGGUGUUUAAGAACUCAGGAGGUCAAACAUAUGAAUACCAACAGAGAUCAGUAUUUUCAAAAUAAACAUUAUUUAUACAAAAUAGUUUUUAAAUUAGAUCAGAAAGUAUUUAAAAUAAUUAAUUUUACUGUAUAAAGAAUUUGCUUUAUUUUAGCUAUGUAAUUCUAUCUUUCAGAAAACAGAAAGCUGAUGCUCCCAAGAAAUCAUCCCUUACCAUUUAGCUUUAUGUUUGAAAUCAAUGACAUAAGCAGCUAAUUCAUAUUCAUGUGAAGGUUGAUGCAAAAUCAAUCACAAAGGAAUCUGCAGAGGGCAGAUUUGUUAAAAGGAACUAUUACCUAUGUAGCUUUUAGUUUUUAAAAAAAUCAAUGUGAUAAAAACACUGAUAAUAGAACUUAUACAUUAAUUUAGUGAUUCAUUGUAGGAACUCUCAUCCCAGUCAUCAUCUGUGGGCCUGUGUAGUGACUAUUGUAUGUUUGCUUUAUUCCUACCACCAUUUAAUGAGAAAACAAUUCUACACUUUGGUCACAAUAGUAAGGUGGCCACACACACACACACACACACACACACACAAAAGUGUAAACUGCAAUGGGGUUCAUUGGGGAAGGUGAGAUUAAUUUGCAAAUAUAUGAGGAAGAAGUAUAAGCAUUUGGAACAAUGAAAAGGUCUCAGUAUCUGUGUGACAAGGUAAAGGAGCCUCGGGAUGUGCAUUGAUUAUUAUUUGCUUAAAAAAUGUUUAUUUCCCUGACAACUCGCCUGGGUCCUUCUCUACAAUCUGUUCUUUAUUCCCGUGCUCUCCCCUUGGAUCUGUGUCACAUUUUCACAAACCAGAACUGAAGCUGCAAGGACACAUACAACUUUAAGGUCAGCUUUGCACAUUGGGUUAUUUUCCGAAUCUGAGAAGGCCAUUGUUUACUUUGUACUAUGGACAGCUGUCAGGGACUGGUGGCAGUGUACCUCAUUGGACUGGAUUCCAAACUCCCCCCAGUGCUCAGAAAACUGUAAACAUGGCAAUGGCCUCAUUUAUCUCUUUGUUUUUUAAUUUUCUUUUCAGUGCACGAUGGAAGUGUGGAAUAAAUGUAGAGGAAGUAAUCAGACCACAGUCAUAUUUUAGGCAUCCAUAGGCAUUAAUUUAGCUGCAUUGGGAGUACAUUUUUUGUUCUCUUUUUAGUGUAGAUUUAAGCACUUUGAAUAGCAUGAUUCAGGGAUUGAUGGGUAAUAUUUGAUAUUCUCACAACUUAUGAAACUUCUUUUUCCUCUAAUGCUUUGUCAUAUUUAAAAAAUGAAAUAAAUGCAAAAGAGGCUAUCUAUGGCUUUAGAAACAUUCCUCCCAAGUAUUCCUCUAUCAGCUCCAUGUGAGAACAAAUGAAGGAAACUGUCAUGUGUUCACGUGCUCUGUGUUUAACAAAAGUUCUGUUAGAACUCACAAUAAAAAGAGAAAAAAAUCGAUGUCCCCUAGUGCUUAGGUUUCAUCCUUCGCUUUUUUCAGUGGGGGCUGUGGGGGAUGAGAAUAUUCUAGUUGUAAAAACACAGUUGAAAGUAUGAAUAUGUUAGCCAAGCUGGGGGAGAGAAUGGACUUCCAGACUUGGACAUAUGUGAUGUUUGGUAUUGCCUGUUUUUCAUCAUUUGCCGCUCGAGCUCUGAACGACACGUUGUGGAUUCUAAAGAUCAUCUGGUUCUUUAGUGUAACCUCUACUUGCUGCUUAUGAGCAUCCUACCCCUUAUUCUGGUGCUCAAACUUUUGCUUAUUUAAUUUGUACUCCAUUCCUUAGGUCUCCUGUGGGCAGAGAAGACAUUUGUAUCUCAUGUAGACAGCUGAUUUCAGUUUAGAUCAAUUCUAUGAAACAAAUCUGAGACAUAAUGAGUUAAGAGACCUGAAUCUACUAUAUUUCUAUAGCUAAACACUCGAUUGCUCAAACAGUAAACCACUUUGUGAUUAUUACUUUCUUCAUAGUAUAUGUAUUUGGACCCUAUCAGCUUAAUCUUAAAAUAUAGAUGCUGGUUUCUUCCAUAUUUCAUUACUAUCUAGCAUUUUAUAACAAGAACAAAUAUUAACUGAGAGCCAACCCCUAAACUGUAAUCUUGUUUAUCCUAGAAUAGUCAUUAACUUUUCAGAUAUCGUUUAUAUAAAUUAAGAUCACCAUUUCUAGGAAAACAUCGAUUCAUACAUUUGUGAAUUAUUUUUGGAUUCUGGAAUGAUGCCCUAGUUCUCUUUUUUCUAAGGAGUAUUUUUUUUUAAUCUUGUGAUUAAUUUCUUUAUUUAUUAGGUUAAGUUUUGUAUCAUUAGCCCCAGAAGAAAGCAUAUUGAAAUUCAAAGGAUAGCAUCAGCAUUAUACAAAUGAAAUGACUGACUGGAAGUAAGAGAAUACACAUAGAAGAGGAAAAUCCCUUCCUGUCUCUGAUCUGAACUUGCUUGGUCAUUAAUCUUAUUUUUGACAUAGCUGAUUAAUAGAGGUGAAAUAUUAUUAAAUAGGUUAGAAAUCCCAUCUACAGACAGACACACAUUCCCUGUUGCUGAGGAACUUUUCUAACAGUUUAUACAAUUAUUACCAAAAGAUGGUGAUGCAACUAGAAUCCCUAAAAGGAGAAGCUUGUCAAUGGAAGCAGAGGCUAUUCCUUGCUUUAUCAUCAAUCCUUUACACUUUAUUGUUCUGAACGAAGAAGGUAACCAAUAAUCAAAGUUUGAUUAUCCUUAAUAGCAGAUCUUAAUCUUGGGUUCAAGGGUACCUUGGGUCUAUAAAAAGGAAUAAAAUAACAAAGCCCUUGAAGUUCCAGAUAAAAUUGUUAAUGUGUGUAAAACGGUGUUCGUCUGGGUGUGAGUCUCAAGAUAUCUAUCACCUAAAAAGCUACUGGUGUUUGGAUUUAGAAGGUAUUCUCAGAAACUGAUAUUCAGAUAAACCCACAUAUCUUGCAGGCAUUGUUUUGUCUACCACUCUCUACCUUCAUUCAUAAAAACUCGGGAGAUAAUUGUUGUUCUACUAGAGACAUGUCUCCUUCCAAAAUGGCUUGACUUUGUGGGAGACCUAGCAUACUGUAAACAAAAAUUUUGUAUGAUGACAAAUAAUUCAUGCUCAGAUAAAAACUAAUUGGCUAUCAUUGUUGUGAUAAUCUUACUCAUGUCUUCACCCAUUCUAAAAAUAGUUUGGGGUGAAUGUGAAAUUAUGUAAUUUGACAAUGAUGCCUUAUUUCAGUAAAUUUAUUUGGGAUUUAUGUUUAAUUAUUUUUCCUACAACAUAACUAAGAAUUCACCCAGUACGGGAAAAGAAGAAAUAAACAUUUGACAUGUUUUUCUAAAAAACAGAAAAUCCCACCAAGUUUUUUUAUGCAAAGAUUUAGAAGUGGCUAUAUAUUUGAUUUUCAGCAAUUAUGGUUUUGCCAGUUUCAUAACUUAUGAUAUGACUUUGGAGGAAUAUGAAGAAUUUUGAGAAUAAAGUUAGGUAGUGGUUAUUAAGUUUUACCUUUUACUUGUGAUUGGUAGCAAGGUGAAAGGUUAUUCUCUGUUAAUAAAUUGAGAUACUGUCACAAGGAGCUGUAAGAUCUAACUAAAUUUGAAUAAAGCAAGAGAAGGACGAUAUGAUGAUGAUGAGUUAAUCCUAAUCCUAAACGAAUGUGCCUUAUCAUCAUCAAAUUUCCAUCACAUUCAUAGAAAAUGGAUGUAAUUUUGGAUGUAAAAAAAUUGGAGCUCAAUUCCAAUCCUCUAUCAAGUAUCAUUUCUUCCUUCCAGGCUCAGAACGUAAAACAUGUCUUCGUGUGUGUGUGUGUGUCUGUGUGUGUGUGUAUUUCUCCUGCUCAUUGGAAAAUUUUUCUCUAAAUAGCCUCUGGGUCCACUGACAAACUCAUGUUUCUGAAUUCUUCAUUAAAGUAAGUAAAGUACUAUUGUUUUUUCUACCAUUCACUAUCUUCAUUGAUGUAUUCCCCCAUGGUCUGUAAGUCUGAAGCGCAUUCUCUUUUUAACAAAGGCAAUCACUCUUAAAAAAUCAUUACACUAUGUUCUCUCCACUACUAAAUGAAUAGAAUCGGAAAAACUGCACAUGAACUUGAGAAUAUUACAUGUAAUAUUGAUGUGUAAAUUUUAACCUUCAUAAUCCAGAUAACAUUAAGUUUCAAAGGGCAUGCUGUGUCAUUAAAAAAAGAUUUAAUGUGAAAUGACAUUAUUACGUAGUGCAUGAAAAUGUGGCAAAGUAAUUUGGAUCUAUCUUUACUAGUCAAUGAGAGAUUAAAUUUGGGGAGAUCAGAUGUGACCAUUUAGGUUAAUUCUCAACUGGGAUGAAGACAUCUUAAUGUUAGGAUACAUGGGUGGUUGUCCAUAUUCCUUGCAGUAUAUGCUCCUCUUAACUAGAAUCCUUAGUGUAUUCUUCCCACCAAAGUAGUGGAGGUAUGUUCACAUAAUCUGCUAUUGAACUGCAAAAACUUACAGUUUCAGAGUUUGAGGGAACCCAAAUAGGAAAAUUGAUGGAGUCAUUUUCCUCUGCUGGUGUUCAAGUCAUAUUUGAAACUUAGACACUCUCAGAUCUGUUCAACAGUCAGUAAAAAGUGCAUUUUUAUAUAGUGUUUCCCUUUAGUUUUGCCUACCCUCUUGAUUUUGUACAAUCUAGAAUGUAUGUAACUCAUGUGUAGGUGAUGGAGGCGCUCCUUUUUUUCUUAGAAUACUUACAAUUAUAUAUUUGGUUUUGCUUUGA